AUGGCGAAAGCAUGGGAGGCAACAUUGCGAAAAACACAAGCUGCUGCAAAGAAACGAGCACAUAGCAUAUUUGGCUCGACGUCUAUGGCCCAUGUGCACGAAGAUUUCUUUGAUGAUCAUGGUCAUAUUAUCUUUGAUGAUGGACACAACAAAAACCAUGGAAGUGACAACAUUGAGCCUGUACCGGUGGAGAAGUUUCUUCCGAAUGGAGAUUAUUAUGUGGGACAAUGGUUCGAGUAUUUCCCCCAUGGACAUGGGAAGUACUUGUGGACUGAUGGGUGUAUUUACGUAGGGGAGUGGUUUCGAGGCCAAGCCAUAGGGAAAGGUAGGUUUAGUUGGCCUUCAGGGGCUGUGUAUGAAGGUGAGUUUAAGAGCGGUUAUAUGGAUGGGAAAGGUACUUAUACCGGCUCUGAAGGGGAGGCGUAUAAAGGUUUUUGGGUGAUGAACAUGAAGCAUGGUUAUGGUGUUAUGACGUAUGAGAAUGGGGACUUUUAUGAUGGAGAAUGGAGGCAUGGUGUGCAAGAAGGGCAGGGGAAAUAUCAGUGGAGCAAUGGGACUUGUUUCGUAGGAGAAUGGAAGAAUGGGGUGAUUUCGGGUCCUGGAGACGGUAUAUACAAAUGGGAUAAUGGAUGUUACUAUGAGGGGUAUUGGAGUGGAGACCCGAAAGAGAUGCUUGGGACUUAUCAUUGUCCUGAACCUGAACUGUUAGAUCAGGAAAAUUGGGAUCCUCAAGAGUUGUAUAAUGAUAUUUUGAGUGGGUGUAAGGUAUGUGCAACUGAAAAGAUUACUGUUUUUCCAUCGCAGAAGAAGCUCGCGGCAUGGAAGUCACCCAAAGGAACGGAUCCAAGGAGUAGGCCUGCACGAAUGUCAGUUGACUCGAGAAUGACUCCUGGUGGACACAUGUUGGAGUCAGAAGGAAGUUUUUCAAGUGAUUGUAGUAACAGAAGGAAUUCUGACAGUGGAAAAGAUGGUGAUUUGGAUGGUUUAAGUCUUGAAAAUUGGACUAGUUUUAAGAUGGCACCACCUGGGACUCCAGGGAAACCACUUAGGAUACUGAAAGUAGGGAAGAAACAAGGAGAGAUUAUUACUAGAGGUCAUAAAAACUUUGAGCUUAUGCUUAAUCUACAGUUAGGAAUCAGGCAUGCUGUUGGUAGACCUGCUCCACCAACAUCCCUUGAUCUGAGGUCGUCCGCUUUUGAUCCCAAGGAAAAAGUGUGGACAAAGCUUCCAUCAGAAGGCUCCAAGUAUACUCCUCCACAUAGUUCCUGUGAAUUUAAGUGGAAAGACUAUUGCCCUUUAGUAUUCAGGUUAGCUUAA
Messenger RNA from Chenopodium quinoa (quinoa), 1317 nucleotides. RefSeq names its product phosphatidylinositol 4-phosphate 5-kinase 5-like. Bases 1 to 1317 code for a protein of 438 amino acids. The transcript has 3 exons. Lineage: Eukaryota; Viridiplantae; Streptophyta; Magnoliopsida; Caryophyllales; Amaranthaceae. The record is from RefSeq and is a predicted model, not a curated record.